Aspergillus terreus NIH2624 is the source of this 1563-nucleotide messenger RNA. Its product is annotated as IQ calmodulin-binding motif protein. Lineage: Eukaryota; Fungi; Ascomycota; Eurotiomycetes; Eurotiales; Aspergillaceae. The transcript is spliced from 4 exons. Bases 1 to 1563 code for a protein of 520 amino acids. Gene Ontology annotation, molecular function: catalytic activity. The record is from RefSeq and is a predicted model, not a curated record.
AUGGCCGCAACGCAUGCACUCUCUGCAAAAUAUGCCACCAUUUUCCCAUUCGAGACAAUUUUGAAAGCAUCCGGUGCUGUCCUUUCGUUCUUUUUCACAUCAAUUGCUAUCUGGAUGGUCCGCCAGCCUACAAGCCGCAACUUCGCCCGUUGCAGCAUGCUCCCUGAUCGAGUAUAUAGACUCUGUUCCGGGAACAAGACAGUAAGCUCGGAACUGGCCAAGGAUCCUACACAGGCACCGUCGGACAUAUUUCAUCGAUUAUAUAGCCAUCCGGAGCAAACUGGAACGAAACCGGUGGAAGCGGAUAGUCUUCAAAAGGCUGCCAAGUGUGGCAAUUGGGGAGAUAACAAGCCCAGCGACUUAUUCCUCAAGAUCUAUCAUGAUGCGCUUUGCACGCUACAGAACAAUCCCCUGUCUGGGGUAGUCUCACCCCCGUUGAUGGGCAGUCAUGGCACUAUCCCAUUAACUAUCGUUGCGCCUUUACCAGAUCUGUGCCGGCACAUGGCAAACUGCAUCGCCCGUGCUGAGAAGGAAGUCUUCCUGGCCACCAAUUUCUGGAUCCACUCUGACGCCUCGACCCUGAUCACCAAUGCAUUGCGCGAAUUGUCUCGUCGCGCAGGUGCACGCGGCGAGCGGGUAGUGGUGAAAGUAAUCUACGACCGUGGCAAUCCACGGCAAGUAUAUGACAACCACCUUAGCGUGCCCGAAAAGAAAUACACCACAGGCAAGGUCCGCCUACCCUCGGCCAAGGAGAUACCCAACAUCGACAUGCAGGUGAUCAAUUACCAUCGGCCGGUUCUGGGGACUUUCCAUGCAAAGUUCAUGAUUGUUGAUCGUCGGGUGGCAUUGGUUCAGAGUAGCAACAUUCAGGACAACGAUAACUUGGAGAUGAUGGUGCGGCUUGAGGGGCCCAUCGUGGACUCGAUCUAUGACACCGCGGUGAUCUCGUGGGGACGCUCGUUUGAUACGCCUCUCCCAAUGCUUCCUUCCCCAGCAGCUGGUGAAAAGGGCUACGAGGCAGUGCCUGAGUAUAUUAAUGACGAGGAGGACGGUCUAUCGACACUGUUAAAACAGCACACAACGAAACAUCCGCACUACGAUCCAGACCUGCUGUCGGAAGUGCGAAGAGUCAACAGCGCACUUGAGCCUUCCGCAGGGGAAUCCAAAACUCAGGCAGCCACCAAACAUCUAAACACGACUAUACAACACGACACAACCGGCGAUGCUCCAGACUCUGACCAAGAGCCCCAAAUGAAACCUUACAAUCUCACUCCGCCGCAUAAAUCAAUACCUAUAGCUCUAGUGAACCGAGAGCCCUGGGGAGCUCCCAACCACACCAGCAUCUACACUCCGCAAAACGCGGCUUGGCUCUCAGCCAUCCAAAAUGCCCAACACUCUAUCUUCAUCCAGACCCCAAACAUGAACGCCCGAGCCUAUAAUCCAGGCUCUAUUGGAAGCCGCUCGCCGUGGUAUCAUUGUCACCUGUUACGUCUGCCUAGGAUACAACGAUGCCGGCCAGCUUCUGCCGUUUCAGAACGGGACGAACGAGAUGACUGCAAAUAG